Cucurbita pepo subsp. pepo (vegetable marrow) is the source of this 759-nucleotide messenger RNA. NCBI's taxonomy places the organism in Eukaryota, Viridiplantae, Streptophyta, Magnoliopsida, Cucurbitales, Cucurbitaceae. The record is from RefSeq and is a predicted model, not a curated record.
UCUUUCAGUUUCAGAUAUGGCAAUGGCCGUAAGAGUAAAGAUGCAAACGCAAUCACUUCUAAGCAACGUUCUUCUAAUAAACUGUAAAUGCAUACACAGGGCAAAGACGUUAAAAGGUUACCGCCAUUGAUUAUUUAUUUGAAGCAUGAAAGGAAUUUGUCGUUACUGUAGUAAGUGGUAUGCACAGUGAAAUCACUGUUCUGAGUGGGUCAGAACGACAAAGGUACGGAGCAUAGCAAUGGCAAGUGGGUGGGCGGUGUGCCCAACUCAGCCGGAGCCGCUGAAACUCACUGCUCCUUUUCUCUUUUCAUCCUUCAAUUUCCUCUUAUUAAAUGCAGCUCCUCCCUCCCCAACUUUGCACCAUAUUCAAAUCAAAAUCCAUCGCCGGAAGUUGAUUUUCUCUCUCCUAGGGCUUCGAUUUUCGAUUUCUCUGUCAUUAUGGCGAAGAAUGCAGCGGAACGCGGCUCGUUCUCGGCGAAGGACUACCACGAUCCACCACCGGCGCCGCUCAUCGAUGCCGUGGAGAUUACGAAAUGGUCGUUUUACAGAGCUCUGAUUGCGGAGUUCAUAGCCACUCUGCUUUUCCUGUACGUCACUGUGUUGACGGUGAUCGGCUACAAAUCGCAGACGGAUCAUACCGGCAACAAGAACAAUGAUGCUUGCGGUGGCGUUGGGAUUCUUGGCAUUGCCUGGGCGUUUGGUGGAAUGAUCUUCGUUCUUGUUUACUGUACCGCUGGAAUUUCAGGUUCUUCUUUCUCC